Molecule: messenger RNA, 636 nt
Organism: Eremothecium gossypii ATCC 10895
Lineage: Eukaryota; Fungi; Ascomycota; Saccharomycetes; Saccharomycetales; Saccharomycetaceae
Gene: UBC1
Product: E2 ubiquitin-conjugating protein UBC1
Exons: 1
Coding region: 1-636 (211 amino acids)
Molecular function (GO): protein binding
Source: RefSeq, marked provisional
AUGUCGAGAGCCAAGAGACUCAUGAAGGAGAUCCAGUCGGUAAAGGAUGACCCCGACGCCAACAUCUCCCUUGCCUUUGUGAGCGAGUCCGACAUCCAUCAUUUGAAAGGCACGUUCCUAGGCCCUCCGGGAACGCCCUACCACGGGGGCACGUUCAUUGUGGACAUCCAGGUGCCACUGGAGUACCCGUUCAAGCCGCCUAAAAUGCAGUUCGACACAAAGGUUUACCACCCGAACAUCUCGUCGGUGACCGGCGCUAUCUGCCUCGACAUCCUCAAGAAUUCCUGGUCGCCGGUGCUCACGUUGAAGACGUCGUUGAUUUCGCUCCAGGCCUUGCUCCAGUCGCCGGAGCCCAACGACCCACAAGACGCCGAGGUUGCCAAGCACUACCUCAGCGACCGAGCGUCCUUCGACAGGACCGCGGCGCUCUGGACUAAGACGUACGCCUCAGGGCAGACGGGCAAUGACGAGGAGGCACAGCUUUACGGUAUCGACAAGGGCCUUGUGGACACGCUUGUGGCCCAGGGCUUCGAGCGCGAGAAAGUCGUGCAGGCGCUACGCAGGCUUGGCAUCAAGACCAUGGACAAGGGCGAUAAUGAGAAAGCCAACAUAAUUUUGGAGGAGCUCUUGAAGUGA